AUGAAGCCAACGUGGCCAAGGCGAUCAGCAGCAUGGAGGAGGGCGAAGACGGCACAAGCGGAAGCAAAUUGGAAUCUCUGGAAUGAGUCCGGGAAGUACUGUCAGCUGGGGAGCAUUUGGUCGCUCCAAGACGCAGGCUCCGGACAUUGGCGCCCUGAUGGUUACACAACAAGAGCACAUGCAUAUCCCUUGCUUCCGCCGAAGUUGAAUCACACGACGCAAGGGGGAUAUCAAGUGAUUCGCGGUCUAAAAGACCAGAGACUGCCGUCUCGGCACGAGAAACUGCGACCCGAUGCUCCCACGGAGCCUCCUUCUCACUGCAACAUGGACGUUCGAAGAUCGAGGAGCUCGUCGGGACCACUACGAACACACGAUCCUGCGACGCGGAACCAGGCGCUGGAAGCUCGAGUUUCUCGACCAAAAAUGGCUGCAGCAAAGUCUGGAGCUGAGUCUAUGUUGCGAACGCCAGCAGUAGAUCAGUCCAGGACCGGCCGCUUGUCUGAAGAACAAUCAACAACGGCAUGCGAAGAGUCAAAAUCCACCUGUGCGACCUGUCAGCAUGUCCUCUGCAAAUGCCGCAGCUACGGGCCAGGUCUCGUUCGAAGUAGCCCGGAGCCGGACGAUGAAGACCUCUGCCUCUGCUUUCCGUGUAUUCUGAGCUAUCUGGGACGCUACAUCGAAGCCUCCAGCGAACGGCAAUGCUACCCAGAACUUCAAGCAAAGGGUUUCUCGCAAGAACAACAGCUCGCCAUUGCCGAGGAGUGGUAUUGGAUCAGCGUCGAGCGUCACACGGCCAUCCAGGAUUAUCUCCACGGCGUGGGAAUACUCGGUGAUGGAUGCGCUUGGAGACCGCCGCCGGUGUCAGCUUUGACGAUGCGUCCGAGGUCGCCACCUGCGUCUUUGUCGACGAUGAGGAGCGGAGUGGGAGUGGUGGUUGAGCAGAAUGGACUACCAAAGAAGUCUGGAUGCAAGUAG
Messenger RNA from Zymoseptoria tritici IPO323, 975 nucleotides. RefSeq lists its product as uncharacterized. NCBI's taxonomy places the organism in Eukaryota, Fungi, Ascomycota, Dothideomycetes, Mycosphaerellales, Mycosphaerellaceae. Bases 1 to 975 code for a protein of 324 amino acids. The record is from RefSeq and is a predicted model, not a curated record. The transcript has 4 exons.